Lachnellula hyalina is the source of this 4494-nucleotide messenger RNA. RefSeq names its product putative copper-transporting ATPase. Gene Ontology annotation, cellular component: membrane. Gene Ontology annotation, molecular function: ATP hydrolysis activity; ATPase-coupled monoatomic cation transmembrane transporter activity; copper ion binding. The transcript has 2 exons. Gene Ontology annotation, biological process: monoatomic cation transport. The record is from RefSeq and is a predicted model, not a curated record. NCBI's taxonomy places the organism in Eukaryota, Fungi, Ascomycota, Leotiomycetes, Helotiales, Lachnaceae. Bases 1 to 4494 code for a protein of 1497 amino acids.
AUGGCCCCGGCAUAUUUAAAGGUUGCGACGGAAGAGUCGGAUUCGAGGCCUCCACUGGGUACACCCGCACAUAUGGCGACAACAACUUUGAAAGUCGGCGGCAUGACCUGCGGCGCUUGUACGUCUGCGGUUGAGUCUGGAUUCAAGGGUGUGGAGGGGAUCGGAAGCGUGUCAGUCAGUUUGGUUAUGGAACGGGCUGUAAUAAUGCACGACCCAGAGAAAAUCAGUGCAGAGACAAUACGAGAUACGAUCGAGGAUCGAGGGUUUGACGCGGAGGUUUUGGCUACGGAUCUACCAUCACCGACGUUCGACAAAAAAGGGUACCCGUAUAAUGAGGAGGAGGACGCAGAAGACGCAACUACGACAACUACACUGGCUGUGGAGGGUAUGACAUGCGGCGCUUGCACGUCAGCGGUUGAGAGUGGCUUCAAAGAUGUCGUAGGAGUCAAGCAUUUCAGUAUAUCAUUACUGUCAGAAAGAGCGGUGGUGGAGCACGACUCCUCUCUUCUGAGUGCCGAACAAAUUGCGGAAAUUAUCGAAGACAGAGGCUUUGGGGCAACCAUUGUCGAAUCAGAUUUAUCAAAACCCAAGACAAUCAGUGUAGGAGGAGGAAACUCGUCAGGUAAAGACAAGGUAGCGACCACCACCGUUGCUAUCGAAGGAAUGACCUGCGGAUCCUGCACAUCUGCCGUCGAAGGUGGUUUCAAAGAUCUGGAAGGACUAAUACAAUUUAAUGUCAGUCUACUGGCAGAACGUGCGAUAGUCAUACACGACCCCUCAAAACUCUCCGCAGAACAAAUUGCCGAAAUCAUCGAAGAUAGGGGGUUCGAUGCCAAGAUCCUAUCAACAGAUUUAGGGUCCGCAAACCAGACCUCUGACGCUACCUCGUCCCAAUUCAAGGUGUUUGGAGUAAGAGAUGCAGCAGCUGCUACAGCGUUAGAGGCCAAGCUUCAGUCAUUACCUGGCGUUAAUUCUGUAAAGAUCAGCCUCGCUACUUCUCGACUUACCAUCAACCACCAACCCAACAUCGCUGGCCUUCGCGCACUAGUUGAGCUUAUUGAAGCCCAGGGCUACAAUGCUCUUGUGGCAGAUAACGAUGAUAAUAACGCUCAACUUGAGUCACUUUCCAAAACCAAGGAAAUCACAGAAUGGCGAACCGCCUUUAGGACAUCGUUGAUGUUCGCUAUCCCAGUCUUUUUGAUCAGCAUGAUCUUUCCUAUGAUCCCGUUUUUAGACUUUGGAAGCUUGAUAGUUUUCUUUCCCGGUCUAUAUCUCGGCGAUAUCAUCUGUUUAGUCCUUACGAUACCCGUCCAAUUCGGCAUUGGAAAGCGUUUCUAUAUUUCUGCAUUCAAAUCGCUGAAGCACGCCUCACCCACUAUGGAUGUCCUAGUUGUCCUUGGUACUUCUGCAGCAUUUUUCUUCAGCAUUGCAGCCAUGAUUGUUUCUAUCUGCGCUCCACCUCAUACUCGACCCAGUACUAUUUUCGAUACGAGCAGUAUGCUCAUUACUUUUAUUACCCUCGGACGAUUUCUCGAGAAUCGAGCAAAGGGUCAAACCUCCAAGGCGCUCUCAAAACUUAUGUCACUCGCUCCAUCAAUGGCAACCAUAUACGCAGACCCCAUCGCCGCAGAAAAAGCUGCCGAAGGUUGGGAGGUUGCAAUUGGUGCCGGAAAGGAACCAAAAGAAUCUACCCAAGAAGGCAACGCAGCAGAAGAGAAAGUCAUUCCUACCGAACUCAUUCAAGUUGGCGACAUUGUCGUUCUACGACCUGGUGACAAAAUUCCAGCUGAUGGAACAGUCACUCGAGGGGAGACAUAUGUCGAUGAGAGCAUGGUGACUGGAGAGGCUAUGCCAGUUCAAAAACGAAAAGGCAGCCUCCUGAUUGCAGGAACUGUAAAUGGUACAGGCAGGGUGGACUUCCGAGUCACAAGAGCUGGUCGCGAUACGCAGCUCAGUCAAAUCGUCAAGCUUGUGCAGGAGGCUCAAACUACAAGAGCACCGAUUCAACGUCUUGCCGAUAUGAUCGCUGGGUACUUUGUGCCUACCAUUCUCAUCCUUGGAUUCCUUACAUUCAGCAGCUGGAUGAUCCUAAGCCAUGUUCUUUCUCAUCCACCCGAGAUCUUUUUGGACGAAGCCAGUGGCGGCAAGUUCAUGGUUUGUGUAAAGCUCUGCAUCUCAGUCAUUGUCUUUGCUUGUCCCUGUGCGCUUGGCCUCGCUACACCUACCGCUGUCAUGGUCGGAACUGGUGUUGGUGCAGAGAAUGGAAUCUUAGUCAAAGGCGGUGCUGCUUUGGAGACUGCAACCAAGAUUACCCAAGUCGUUCUUGAUAAGACCGGAACUCUUACCAUGGGCAAAAUGAGUGUUGCCAAGUUCAACCGCGUUUCAGCGUGGGAGAGCAACGAGUGGAGAAAGAGACUGUGGUUGUCGAUCAUUGGGCUCGCAGAGAUGGGCAGUGAACAUCCCAUUGGCAAAGCUAUCCUAGCAAAUGCGAAGGAGGAACUUGGCCUGGGCAUCGAGGGGACUAUCGACGGUAGCGUCGGUGACUUUGAGGCAAGCGUAGGAAAAGGUAUCAGUGCUCUCGUCGAGCCAGCUACCAACGCCGAACGAACCCGUUACCGCGUACUCAUUGGCAGUGUGCGCUAUCUCCAAGACAACAAAAUCGUUGUUCCCCAAGAAGCAAUCAAUGCCUCUGAAGAAACCAAUCUGAAAGCCGCCGGUCCCUCAAAGACCACAUCAGCAGGAACAACCAACAUUUUUAUCGCAGUCGACGGCUCCUACACCGGGUAUCUCUGCCUCGCCGACACUGUAAAAGACAGUGCCCGUGCCGCCGUAGCUGUCCUGCACAAAAUGAACGUCAAAACAGCCAUCGUGACCGGCGACCAACGCUCCACCGCCCUCGCCGUAGCCCGCAUCGUCGGUAUAUCGCCCGAAAACGUCCACGCAGGCGUAACGCCCGACCAGAAACAAGAAAUCAUCCGCAAUUUUCAGAAACAAGGCGAAUGCGUCGCCAUGGUCGGCGAUGGCAUCAACGACUCUCCCGCGCUCGCAACGGCUGAUGUCGGCAUCGCCAUGGCCUCUGGCACAGACGUCGCGAUGGAAGCCGCGGACGUGGUGCUCAUGCGUCCCAACGACCUUAUGGAUAUCCCGGCCUCCAUCCAACUCGCGCGCUCGAUCUUCAACCGUAUCAAGCUCAACCUGUCCUGGGCCUGCGGAUAUAAUCUCAUCGGCCUCCCUUUCGCCAUGGGAUUCUUCUUGCCGUUUGGAUGGCAUUUGCAUCCUAUGGCUGCUGGCGCGGCUAUGGCCGCUAGUUCCGUAAGUGUCGUUGCGUCUAGUUUGCUCUUGAAGUUCUGGAAGAGACCGCAGUGGAUGGAAGACGCGCUGGUGGAGGAGAGGGGACAGAUCCAACGGAAGGGGAAGGGCUGGGGGUUUAUGGGUAGGCUGGGUGAUGUGGUGAAGAGUGUGACGGGACGCGGGAGGAGGGUCGAGGAGGAAGGAUCGGCGGGCCUAAAGGUUUCAGGCAUAAAUCUAACCUCCUUAUCGCCAGACAUCAACAAACUCAAACCCAACAUCAUGAUGGAACCAGCAGCCAACUCUCCACAAUUCCCCCUCUUCACCCGCCUCCCCCCAGAACUCCGCACUCAGAUAUGGCGUCUCGCCCUACCCUACGAGCUCAAACCAGCCCCAGCCCUAUUCUUCUACAAAAGAGGCUGCUGGGAACCCAGUCGCUCAAUAGAAGGAGAGCCGUAUCGAGGCCCGAAUGAUGAGCUGGAAAAUUUGUAUUUCAAAUUUCAUUGUGAGUUGCUGGAUCAUGUUGAAUAUGCCAUGCCGCUUGUGGGUGUUAAUCGGGAAGCGAGAGGGGUUGUGGGGGAAUGGUUGGGUGCCCAGGGUAAGAUGGGGAUUCGGAUUGAACGGCGUGGGGCUGUGCAAGGGGUUGGCAACGGGGAAGGUCAAGAUCAAGAUCGAGAGCGAGACCAGGAAGAGGAAGAGGAUAUGUGUUCUAAAUUUACGUUCACACGUCCUUACAACUCAGCACAAGACGCGCUGUUCGUCACACAAGACACCUGGAACGAUUUCCUCACCGAACCCUCAGAUCGGCAAUUCGAGCCUGAUCUACUCUUCGUAACCGUAACGCUCUGGGCUGAUCCUAAGAUCCUCGCCAUUCCAAAAACUCUUAUCCAGGAUCACGAUGCUUUGCGUUCUUUUUCGGACAUCUUUAUGUCCUUUGAUGGGUUGGAAAAGCUACUCGUUAUCGUUAAUGAUCUGCAUCUGCAUGUGGAUGAUGGGAAGAAACGGUGGGAGUUUGGAUUUGAGAGUGUGAAGCGAGGAGGCCUGGUUUGGAAUCUUGAUAAGAGAUCUUUUGAGUAUGCGGACGGUGUGGCGACGGGUGAGGAGGUUUUGGGCGUGGAGGAGGCAAAUGGAAGUAUGGGUGAAGGGUUGACAAAUGAGCGGAAGAAGGGCUUUGAGAUAUGGCCUGCGGUUGCUGUUAGGAGAUAG